UCGUUGUAUCCUUUAUAAUAAAUAGAUAUUUUGUGAUCGAAUGUUGAGUCAGUUUUCAGUUGUUUAACAACCGCCAGAAAGUUUUCAAUUUGGGUGAAGAGGUGCGUCACGUCACUUGCGCCACCUGGCGAGCCGCCACUGGUGUAAUCCGAUGUACUGCCAGUGAUAAAUUGUUGCGGCAUCGUAAUUACUACCAGUCAGACUUUAGACGAUGGCACCGAAAGUCGAAAAGCUAAACGUCGAGACGACCUCCCUAGGUGAAGGACCCCACUGGGAUGACGAGACCCAAAGUCUUUACUACGUCGAUAUCAUCAAACAAACAAUCAACAAAUACGUGCCCUCGACAAAAAAACACACCAAAGCAUACAUAGGUAAGAAUGUUUCAAUAAUAAUUCCCGUGAAGGGACAAACCGAUCAGUUCGUUAUCACUUAUGGACGAGAAAUUGCUCUGAUAACGUGGGACGGUGAGAGCGAAAAAGUCGCAAGCCUGAAGAUAUUGCAUGAAGUGGAUGAAAACACAGAGAAUGUUUUGAAUGAUGGAAAGUGUGAUCCAUCAGGAAGACUUUGGACAGGUACCAUGGGGGUCGCGCCGCCAGACGAUGAUAUUCCUGACGGGAAAGGCAACUUUUACAGUGUAAAAAAUGGAAAAGUAACCAAACAUCUAACCAAAAUAGGGAUUUCCAAUGGAAUUGCUAUUGACGUUGCUGCAAACAAAUUUUACUACGCUGACUCUUAUAGGGGUACACUCGACCAAUACGACUUUGACAUCAAAGAAGGGACUAUAACUAACAAAAAACCAAUUUACACAUUAUUCGAAAAACUCGACCCAGAAGCAGAAUUAAUAGUGCUGGAUGGGAUGACGAUUGAUUCAGAUGGGAAUUUGUGGGUGGCUGUUUUCAAUCAAAGUCGUAUGAUAAAGGUCAAUCCUAGAAAACCAGGAAUUAUAGAGGACUUUAUCCAAAUUCCGGGUAAACAGCUAUGAUUUCGAGAACAUGAUUUGAAAAC
Molecule: messenger RNA, 1005 nt
Organism: Anoplophora glabripennis (Asian longhorned beetle)
Lineage: Eukaryota; Metazoa; Arthropoda; Insecta; Coleoptera; Cerambycidae
Product: regucalcin
Exons: 6
Coding region: 212-982 (256 amino acids)
Biological process (GO): L-ascorbic acid biosynthetic process
Molecular function (GO): calcium ion binding; gluconolactonase activity
Source: RefSeq, a predicted model, not a curated record